Aedes aegypti (yellow fever mosquito) is the source of this 904-nucleotide messenger RNA. Its product is annotated as dopamine N-acetyltransferase. The coding region runs from base 115 to 867 and encodes 250 amino acids. NCBI's taxonomy places the organism in Eukaryota, Metazoa, Arthropoda, Insecta, Diptera, Culicidae. The transcript has a single exon. The record is from RefSeq and is a predicted model, not a curated record. Gene Ontology annotation, molecular function: N-acetyltransferase activity.
GAAGCUGCAAGAUGUUUGUAAUUGCACUGCGAUUUGGUGAUACAUUCGCAAGACGACAACCGGACAGCGAUUAUUUUGGCACAUUUAAACUGAGAUAAAGGUUAGAGUUGCUGUAUGACAACCCCUUUUUACAGACAAUCGGCAGUAUGGUGGAUCAGUAUAUCAAUAAAGUUUGCCGAGUCCAGUUCACGGAUGGAAGAGUCAACCUGUCGUAAUGAUCAUGUUCAGUUCAGUGUUGCCAAAUCAGAGGAUUAUGAGUCGGUCCUUUCCUUUGUUGUCGAGCAUUACUACAAGGACGAACCGAUGAGCAAUUCGUACAUCUACGACAGCAGCCCUGCAGAUGAUGACGUGGAGUUCUCAGUUUCGUUCCUGUUCCAAGGAAUGGCGAUAAAAGCUGUAGACCGAGAUUGUGACAAUCGACUGAUCGGAGUAUCGAUUGCCAAUCCAAUCUACCCAGGAUAUGUGGAAGAUUUGUUGAAGUCAGCCGAACAGGCUAAAACUCAGAAAUGGCGCGACAGUCUGAAGCUAUUGGCUCAUCUUCAACAGUCAACUGACGUUCUGCAACGGUACAACGUGUCCAAGUGCUAUGAUAUUGAAAUAGUGGCGGCUCAUCCGGAAUAUCGAGGGCAGUCGAUUGGCUCCCGUUUGUUCGAAGAACAGUUCAAGAGAGCCAAACAACUGGGAUAUCCAAUAGCGAGUGCGGAUUGUUCGAGCUAUUACUCUGCUAGGAUUGCCGAAAAAGUUGGCAUGAAAUGUGUUGGAAGAUUGGCAUUUGCCAACUACAGAGAUGAUCGUGGAGUUCAACUCUUCCAACCAAGGGCUCCCCAUGAAGAAAUUCAAACUUUUGUUAAACUAUUGAAUGUAUAGUGCUCUCUUUGGAAUGAUCUAAUCCGAUAAUACAAUA